Messenger RNA from Sporisorium graminicola, 312 nucleotides. RefSeq lists its product as uncharacterized. Gene Ontology annotation, biological process: mRNA splicing, via spliceosome. Gene Ontology annotation, cellular component: U4/U6 x U5 tri-snRNP complex; U6 snRNP; Lsm1-7-Pat1 complex. Gene Ontology annotation, molecular function: RNA binding. Lineage: Eukaryota; Fungi; Basidiomycota; Ustilaginomycetes; Ustilaginales; Ustilaginaceae. Bases 1 to 312 code for a protein of 103 amino acids. The record is from RefSeq and is a predicted model, not a curated record. The transcript has 4 exons.
AUGGCUCCUCCAGGCGAACCAACACCAGCGGGUGCUGCCGCAGCUGCCGCAGCUCUGCCCACCAUCUUGCCCCUCGAACUGAUCGACAAGUGCAUCGGUUCGAGCAUCUGGGUCAUCAUGAAGACCGAUCGCGAGUUUAGUGGGACUCUGCUUGGAUUCGAUGACUACGUCAAUAUGGUGCUCGAGGACGUGACAGAGUACGAGACCACUCCAGAUGGCAAGAAGAAAAAGACCCAACUCGGCCAGACCUUGCUCAAUGGCAACAACAUCUGCAUGCUCAUUCCUGGCUCGGAAGGCCCAGAAGACUCCUAA